AUGCAGGCCAAAGACUGGAGCGCAGACCAAUAUCUCAAGUACGAAGCUGAACGUACACGACCGUCGUGGGACCUAUUGUCUCAGGUGCCACUGAAAUCUCCAAAACGCAUUAUUGACCUCGGCUGUGGACCAGGAAAUUCGACGUCAGUGCUUCUUCAGCGUUUCCCCGAAGCAAAGAUCACAGGUACGGAUUCGUCGCCAGACAUGAUUGAAAAAGCGAAGAAAAGACUUCCCGAGCUCGAAUUUACUUUGGGUGAUCUCACCUCGUUCAAGGACACCGACUCGGCCGACCUUCUUUUUGCCAAUGCGGUAUAUCAAUGGGUACCGUACGAAAAAAGGAUUCAGGUCUUUACGAACCUGAUCAAAAGCCAGCCAUCACGGGGAGUAUUCGCUUUUCAGGUGCCUGACAAUUUCUCAGAGCCCUCACAUGUUGCCAUGCGGUCGGUGGCCAAUGAAGGUUUAUGGGCCGAGAAGUUGAAACGCCUGCAUCCAACUCGCAAACCGUUUCAGUCACCGCAGGAACUCUACAACCAGCUCAAACCCUUGUGCUCGGAUCUCAAUAUUUGGCAUACGUAUUACUAUCAUAUCCUGGACGAUCAUGAAGCGAUCGUGGAAUGGGUCAAAGGCACUGGACUGAAACCAUUUGUUGACCCUCUAUCUCCAUCGGAGAGAGAGGGGUUUCUUGCGGCCUAUCUGGAACAGAUCAAGCGGCUUUAUCCUGCGCUGAAUGACGGGAAAGUCUGUCUACGAUAUCCACGACUUUUUCUCGUCGCAACGAAAGCCUAG
Molecule: messenger RNA, 786 nt
Organism: Rhinocladiella mackenziei CBS 650.93
Lineage: Eukaryota; Fungi; Ascomycota; Eurotiomycetes; Chaetothyriales; Herpotrichiellaceae
Exons: 1
Coding region: 1-786 (261 amino acids)
Molecular function (GO): trans-aconitate 2-methyltransferase activity
Source: RefSeq, a predicted model, not a curated record